UUCAAGCGGGGGAAGUAAGCUGCUCAUGCAGUUGGACGCGGACUCGUCCUGUGGUGUCACCUUUCGAAUCCCCGCCACGCUGCGCAGCUACGCUGGCCUGCAUGCAUGAACAAGGCUGGCUGGCUGGCGGCCUGCGCUGCUCGGGUUUGAGGCUGUGCCGGCUAUUUCCUGUCUUUACCCUCUCUUCUCUGUCUCUCUGUCUUCCAAUCUUACACUUUUUUUUUCUUCGUUCUGUCAAACGCUGCGCUGUUCCCCCCUUUCCCCCUAAACUGUGCCCCUGAGCAGUUGAAUCCCAAUCAACAGUCAAUCCCGGUUGUUUUACCUUCCUUUGGGCAGGCAGGCAGCCAUGGCCGAAGUCCUCGGCGUCGUGGCCAGCGGCAUCGCGGUCGCGCAGGCCGCGCAGUCGCUCGGCGGCGCCGUCGUCGCGCUGGCCCGCCUGUGGCGCGAGGUGCGCGACGUGCCCGACGCCGUCCGCGCCGUCCUCGACGAGCUCGAGCUCGCCGGCGAGGUCGUCGCCGCCAUCGAGUCCGAGCUGACUGCAGCGGCGGCGGCGGCGGGGGCGGCUGGCGUGUCCGAGUCGGGCGUGUCGGCCUUGCACGCUCGCGUCGUGCAGCGCUGUCGCGCGGCUAGGGAGGAGCUGGGUGCGUUGGUGCGCGACCUCGCGGCGGAUAUUACCUCGUCGCGCAGGAGGAAGAGGGUGUUGGCUGGGGUCAGGGUGGCGUUGAAGAAGGAUGUGUUGGAGGCGUACGAGAAGCGCCUGCGGAGGGCGCUGCGCAUGCUUGAUUCGGUCGUUCAGCUGCAUCUGGCGUCUGCUCUGAGACGGCAGCCGGAGUUAGUCGCCGCUGAGGUCACCAAAGUCCUGGCUUUGCGAGGCCCUUCUAAGAUGGCAGCGGGCGUACCGCCAAGCGAUGAACGUCAGGUCGAAGCCGACGGUGAGGAAGAACAGCAGGCGAUGGUGUCGGCUUCCCGUGCGAGUUCUGCCCGUAGCACACCUGUCGUACUCCGGCGAACCAAGUUUGACUGGGGAUUCCUCGGGUUUUCUCUGGUCCAAAAGCGGUGUGACGGUGUCUUGCUGGCUUCGCAAUCUACCAGUACCUCGUACCGGUUGCGGUUGUCACCUCCGCAGUGGUUACUGAAAAAGGCCUGGGACCUCCAAAUCUCGAUGGCAUACUCUGGCUGGAAGACCUGCUUCCGGCAGUAUGUGGUUGUGCCAAACGACUCCGAGAUAUGGGAUGUGUUCCGGCGCUCAGAAUCAGAAUUUGACGAGCUGCUGAGGCUCUUCAACAACGGACUCGCCUCGCCCUUUUCUAUGGACACACAUGGCCACACCCUGUUGCAUUGGGCCAUUUCGUUCCGGCCAGAGUUUAUCGAGCCCCUGCUACGAAUCGGGCUUGAUUUCUACGCCAACCCCAGGAACGCAUUGGAUGCUUAUCUUCUUACCGAAAACUAUUAUGGACCUAAAGCAGUGCUUAUACACCAGGCCAUGCUGUCUCACGGUGUCUACGACGAGGCGGAUGCUGACACCAGUUGGUGGGCGAUUUUGCGCAUGUUGGGGAAUCCGCAGGUCUUCGACUCCAUGCUCGCAAACGUUUUCCCAGACCUGUAUCAAUGGCCGCUCGAUAGCCGGCUCAGCCGGCUCAGUGAAAUCGUCAUUGUGCGCGACACAAAUAUCCGGUUAAUUGGCCGAUUCUUGCACCCCGACGGCCGUUUCCGACUGAGCGACCUCCGCAGGCGGGUACCCUGGUACAGCCAGCUCUUCAGACCAACCCACACCGUCUUCGAUAUGCUCGCUGCCAUUUACUUCAAAAAGAGCUAUGACGCCCAGUGGAGGCAAACCACAUAUGACCGCGACAUGAUAGACCUGUGGAACGAGACGCGAAUUGCCUUCCGCGACAUCGCCGCCACGGCGGACUACUGCGAUCUCUGUUCUGUCAGAAGUAAGAACGGAAGGACGGUACUAUGGAGGGAAAUGGAUUGGAUAAUCCGGAGGUUGUGUCAGCGGUCGUACUUCUGGGAGGCUCUCGUCUCCAACUUGCGGCGCUAUCGGAUCGCCAAACUCGAGAUUCAUCAGAUUGUUCAUCAGAUUCUUCGACACUGGCUGGAAGAUUUGCAAGCGGGCGGCAAGGAUCUUGAGGUAUACGGAAGGGCGGAGCUCGCUGCUUUCCGCCGUCACGGCCCACUCCGCUGGUCGAAAUUGCCCGAGUGUAAAUGGAGCGGCUUUACGUUUGGAUCGCGGCCUGAAGAGUGGAGUCUCACCUGGGAAUGGGACCCUGAUGUGGAGGGACUGGUGGGAGACUUUUGGGCUUGGACUGAGAAGUUGGUGGGAGACUCUGGGGUUUGGACUGAAGAUCCUCCUCUGCAUGUGCCAGGCUCGUGGGUCGAUGACGUCGACGAUGACUUCGAGGACCGUUGGUGGUAAGAGACUAAGGGACCGGUCUCAGAUGCCUCGGACAGUGCCUUACCGCGCCACUGGGUAGUGUGAAAAUGAUCCCUGCCACCGUUUUGCAUUGGCAAAUACAUCCUCCGUUUAGGGGGAGCGUCUUACUGCUCUAAAAAUAGUCCCUACACCAAUUCCCCGUAUCAGUAGCGUGUUGCAACCUACACUGGUGUUAUAUAUUGAGAACCAUCCCAGUAUACAUUCUGU
Molecule: messenger RNA, 2644 nt
Organism: Thermothielavioides terrestris NRRL 8126
Lineage: Eukaryota; Fungi; Ascomycota; Sordariomycetes; Sordariales; Chaetomiaceae
Exons: 4
Coding region: 347-2419 (690 amino acids)
Source: RefSeq, a predicted model, not a curated record